Yamadazyma tenuis ATCC 10573 is the source of this 1768-nucleotide messenger RNA. NCBI's taxonomy places the organism in Eukaryota, Fungi, Ascomycota, Pichiomycetes, Serinales, Debaryomycetaceae. The record is from RefSeq and is a predicted model, not a curated record.
GUGAUUGGAUUGUAUAUAUCAUGUCAAGUAGAUCGUGUGCUGUGCUGGCACGCCGGGCGUUGACCUCGUCGGCCAAACGUUUGAACGACGUCAAGAAGCCCGUGGUGCCUCCACCCAGACCAGCGGUCACCACCCCCAAACCUGUCAUCACCAAACCCGUCACCACCCCGGUCCCCAAACCCGUCAUUAUCACCAAACCUUCAAUUCCACCUCCAAAGUUCUCCAUUCCCCUGUUCUUGUUCAAGAUUGUACUUGCCGGCGGUGUUGUAUACGGAGGUACCAUGUAUGCUGCCACCAAAAGUGAUACGGUGAUGGACUUUGUUAUCGACCAGCAAUUACCAUACUACGAAGAGAUCAUCGACAUCUACGAAAAAGGGUCAAUUGAUGACGUCAAGGACUACUUCGCCGGCUUGGGCAAGAAGGUGUCGAGUUGGGAGGCUAAAUUGCCCUCCAAGGACGAAAUAACUUCCAAGGGUGAAAAGAUAUUCGAAGAAACAAAGAACAAGUUGAGUCCGCCAAAGCCGGCUGCUCCCGUCGACGUGUCCAGCUUGGGCCAGGACGCUACGCCCGCCCAGCAGUUGCAGAAACCAGUCGAAGCCGUCAAAAAGACUGUGGAGCAUUUCCCUUUGAUCCAGUUGAACAAGUCUGUCAGCUCUGCUGUAGAUGCUUCUGUGAAACAGACGGUCGAAUCGUUCAACGAUUUGAUAAGAUCCAUAGACGUGGAUGCUCUGAACACCCCCGGCAAGGAUACAUUGAUCAAAGCCAUCAACGAAAACGUCUCCAAGUUAGCUACCAAAUUGAGCUCGUUGACAGUCAGCUUCGAAGAAGAGGUGCAGAGUAAGUUGAGAGAUUCACAGACCGACUUGUUAUCAUCAUACACCAAGAAAGAGUUGGAGUUGACCGAAACUUUGUUGGACCAGUUCAACCUGGAAAAAGCUCAGUUGGAAGUUAAGUUGAACAAUCGCUUGAAACACGAGAUCGAAGCAACCAAACAGACGAUUUCCCAGGCCGCCGUCAACGCUGUAUCGAUGGUAAGAGUCGAGCAGACCAAACAGUUUGAGAAGUUGAUCAAGGACAGCAUUGACUCUGAGAGAAACGGUAGGUUGGCUGGGUUAGAACAAUUGAAUGCCCGUGUCAAGGACUUGGAAGAGUUCUCCGAGACCUUAGAAACCCAGUUGGUUGCCAACCACACCCGUUCCGUGCUCCUGAAAGCCGUUGGAAACUUGAAGCAUGUGUUGGCAUCGUCCAAAGAAACAGACAGUCCCAAGUUAUUAAUCCAAUACUUUGAUGAAAUCAACAAGGUGGCCGGUAGCCUCAACAGUGAAUUACUCAACGUCGUCUUAAAUGACUUGAAACCUUUGAUUGUCAACGAGUCAAACCAUUCUCUCUUGACCAACGCCCAAUUGUUGAAUAAAUGGGAACAGUUGACUCCCGAGUUGAGAUCAGCUUCAUUGUUACCUCCAAACGCCGGAUUAUUGGGGCAUUUGGCGUCGAUGGUGUUCUCCAAGUUGUUGUUGCCUGUGAAGGGAAACAAGCCUGAUGGUAAGGAUAUCGAGUCUGUUAUUGGCAGAAUCGAGUCUGCUUUGACCAGAGGUGACUUGGACGUGGCGGUGGAGGAGGCUGCCAACUUGAAGGGAUGGCCCAGAAAGUUAGCUGAUGACUGGGUCAAAGAUGGAAGAAAGAGAUUAGAAGUGCAGUUCUUGGUGGGUGUUGUCGACUCUGAAACCAGAAUUGUAUAGCCAUAUUCAAUAUAUUUAACUCGUUGUAA